Molecule: messenger RNA, 1042 nt
Organism: Hibiscus syriacus
Lineage: Eukaryota; Viridiplantae; Streptophyta; Magnoliopsida; Malvales; Malvaceae
Product: zinc finger protein ZAT10-like
Exons: 1
Coding region: 139-798 (219 amino acids)
Biological process (GO): response to stress
Molecular function (GO): DNA-binding transcription factor activity
Source: RefSeq, a predicted model, not a curated record
GCAGCUUCCUUUUUGGCUCCCCUUUUAAAACCCACCUUUCCUCACUCUCACGCUUCAACUCUCACAACUCCUCCCUUCUUCACUCUUCAUUCAGUCCAAUACUUUGAAAGUUUCUGCCUUUCUCAGUGUUGCAAUCAGAUGGGUUUAGAGGCUCUUAAUUCCCCAACAACUGCUGCUGCUCCUUUUCACUCCCAGGAUACUGCCAAUCUACACUCCAUCAUCAAACGCAAACGUUCCAAGCGACCGCGAGUUGCCACCGAGGAAGAAUACCUCGCUCUCUGCCUUAUCAUGCUUGCACGCGGCCGUGCUCCAGCCGCACCCCUUUCGACUGACAAAAAACGUACCUACAAAUGCAGCGUUUGCAACAAGGCGUUUCAUUCUUACCAGGCUUUGGGUGGCCACAAAGCCAGCCACCGUAAAGGCAACGCCAACGAGGAGCAAUUAUCAACGUCGAUGACCACAUCUGAUUCCUCCGGUGCAGUUACGUACUCGGCCGCGUCGAACCCGAGUGGUAGGUCCCAUGAGUGCUCGAUAUGCCACAAAAGCUUCCCAUCAGGCCAGGCCUUGGGAGGCCACAAGCGACGCCACUACGAAGGUGGGGCCGUGAAAAGCGGUAGCGGCGUGACGACAUCUGAAGGAGUGCGAUCAACCUCGACAAAUACCGUGAGCCACGGCAGCGAACGAGGGUUUGACCUGAACCUCCCGGCUUUGGCGGAAUUCUCACCGGUUCAUUUCUUUGUCUCCGGGGGUGAUGACGAAGUGGAAAGCCACACCCUGAUAAGAAACCAUGUCCGUUGAUCCGGAUGCCAUCCAAAAUUGAAGUCAACUAAGGUUUUAGGCCAGAUUCGAUGUAUUCUUUCUUGUACAUAGCUCAUGGACGACUCGUCAAUUAGUUUAUGGAUUAUGAUCUGUCUGUUUUGGUUUCAUUUUAUGCAUUUUUCACGUGGGGGAAGAAGCUAUUAGGAUUAAAGAGUGGCUUCUUAUUCAAUGGAGUUGAUGUUUUACUCAUUUAAUUAAUAGUCAGUGCUACUAUAAUAGUUUG